GGGGCCGGCGCCCGGCAGCAGCGGCAGCAGGAUCCGUGCCCGCCGCCGGUGCGUGGCCAUGUGGCGGGCGCCCAGCCCCGUGCUGCGGGUGGCCCUGCCGCUGCUGGGCGCCGCCGUCUCGCUGUGCGCAGGUCUCAAGUGUGUGUGCCAGCUGUGCGAGCACACCAACUUCACCUGCCAGACAGAGGGUGCCUGCUGGGCCUCUGUCAUGCUGACCAACGGGCGGGAGGAGGUGAUCAAGUCCUGUGUCUCCCUUCCGGAGCUGAAUGCACAGGUCUUCUGCCACAGUUCCAAGAACAUCACGAAGACCGAGUGCUGCUACACUGACUUCUGCAACAACAUCACCCUCCGCCUGCCUGUCGCAUCGGAGUCUCCCAGCAGAGCCAGCACGGGACCAGUGGUGCUGGCGGUGACAGUGGCGGUGCCAGUCUGCAUCCUGUCCCUCGCGGCGGUGCUGGUGGCGUGCACCUGCCAGAGUCGGCGCUGUGCCCGUGGCAGGGCGAAGCAGCCCAAUGUGGAGGAGCCGCUCUCCGAGUGCAACCUGGUGAACUCCGGGAAGACGCUGAAGGAUCUCAUCUACGACAUGACGACCUCUGGCUCCGGCUCUGGUUUACCUUUGCUCGUACAAAGAACCAUCGCGAGGACUAUUGUCCUGCAGGAAAUUGUGGGAAAAGGCCGAUUUGGUGAAGUCUGGCGUGGAAAAUGGUGUGGGGAAGAUGUAGCUGUGAAAAUCUUCUCCUCUAGAGAUGAGCGAUCCUGGUUCCGUGAGGCAGAAAUUUAUCAGACGGUUAUGCUGAGACACGAGAACAUCCUGGGCUUCAUUGCGGCCGAUAACAAGGAUAACGGGACAUGGACACAGCUCUGGCUUGUCUCCGAGUACCACGAGCAAGGGUCCCUGUUUGACUACCUGAACAGAGGCACAGUGACAGUGGAGGGCAUGGUGAAGCUGGCGCUGUCAGUGGCCAGUGGCCUGGCACACCUCCACAUGGAGAUCGUUGGCACACAAGGCAAGCCAGCAAUCGCUCACCGAGAUCUGAAAUCUAAAAACAUCCUAGUGAAGAGGAACGAAAGCUGCGCCAUAGCAGACCUGGGCCUGGCAGUGAAGCACGACUCGGUGCUGAACACCAUUGACAUUCCCCAGAACCCCCGGGUUGGGACCAGGAGGUAUAUGGCUCCUGAGAUACUUGAUGACGCAAUGAACAUGAACAUCUUCGAGUCCUUCAAGCGUGCAGACAUAUACUCUCUUGGGCUAGUAUACUGGGAGAUAGCCCGAAGGUGCUCUGUUGGGGGAAUCAUUGAGGAAUACCAGCUGCCUUACUAUGAUGUUGUGCCUUCUGAUCCUUCAAUAGAAGACAUGAGAAGGGUAGUUUGUGAGCAGAAGCUCAGACCAAAUAUUCCAAACCAGUGGCAAAGCUGUGAGGCGCUGCGAGUGAUGGGCAGGAUAAUGCGUGAGUGCUGGUAUGCCAACAGCGCUGCGCGGCUGACCGCGCUGCGUAUCAAGAAGACCAUCUCGCAGCUCUGUGUGCAGGAGGACUCCAAAGCCUGAUGGAGCUCCCUGGAGGACAAGAGGGGAAUGAAUUCUUCUGUUCACCUUUUAACAUGUGACAUUAUUUUUAUGUUUGGUCUACCUCAGAUAACAUAGUUCAGUAUUUAAGUGCUCAAACCAGAGCACUGACAUCUAGAUUCGUAUUCGGCCACUGGAAGGGGCAACUUUUGACUCGUAGAUUGUGUUUUAUACAGGAAGUCAAUGACUUGCUUUGGUUUUCUAAUAUUAGACACUAGGCUAAUUGCAUAAAGGAGCUUAAAACACCACAGCAGUGAAAAAAUACCUUCUGCUAUUGUGCUUUUUAUCAUACUCAAACCCCAAACAUACUGGAAAUAACUAAUAUUGCUUAAAGCCUGUUUGCAAGGGAAACAACAAGUUUUAUCCUCAAACCAAGUAAAAGACCAAAUUUAAUCCAGCUUUUUACAUAUUUUUAUGCAGGUAUCUGAAAAGGGCCUGUCAGUAAAAUGUAUUUUUAAAUACUCUAUUUAUCAUUACCAAAGCAAAUAAAAAAGAUGAAAAUUCUACUAAGUAUGUAUGUUGUGAACAAAAGCAUCUAGUCAGGUUUUUAUUAACUUUUAUUUUUAUUUUCUCGGUUUCAUAUACUAUAUUAUAGUUAGUAUCUGGAGUUAUUUCACUCUGUUCAUUUGUUUAUUGAGCAUAUUGAUUAAGAGACAAUUUUUAUUUUUAGUAGUAGGAAAAAUAAUAGAGGCAAUACUUUUCUGAUAGAUAUGUAGGGGUGGAAUAGGAGGAAUUCUACCUAAUCUGAGAGAGUAUAUAUUUUUAAACAACAUUUUGCCAAUCUGCCACUGGUAACAUUUUUUUAGUGCCUUUUGAUGUUUUAGGGGGAAGCUUUAACAAAAUUAAUCCUUGGGAGACAGCUGAAACCUGUCAGAAAGGUUAGUUUCUCACUGGAGUGACAUACUGUGCACCCACCUCACUGUGUUGGAGGAUAUGGGGGUGCCCAUGCAAGCAGUGACCAAGGCUUAAUGUUUCAAAUGUACCUGCACUCUGGACUAGGUCACUGUUGCUGUUGUCUGUUGUGGCCUAGGGAUCUGUUAAAAUGUAAAUCUAAAGCGCUGAUGUCCUUGCACGAAGCCAAUACAGCCUAUUCAGAGGCUUCGCAUGGAUUUCUGUAACAGCGCCGGGCUGGAGAAAAGUAUAAACAUGUCUAAUGGCAUUUCCAUAAUACUGCAAGCUAUUGAAAGUGGGGUGUUUUUUUUCAGAAUUCACUGAGGUUCUGGCAUUUUGUGGAUUCUGCCCCACUCCGUGGUCCACACAUUUGAAUACAGUGUAUUUUUUAAUAUUUUUAAUAUUUUUAGUAGCCAAAAUUAUACAUUUCAUAAUAAUAUGGUUCUUCAAAUGUUUUUGAAUCUGAAUGGUCCAUGGAAAUUAAGCCCAGAAGUCUUUCCAGAGUAGUAAAGCUUUGCAAAAAUUCAGUGUAGCACAGGCAGCUCUGUGGAAGCAAGCUGUUUGCUAAGUAUGUUAUUUAAGAUCAAUCUUUGACAUGUAACCUCUUGAACUGGAGCUUUUACAUGGAAAAAUGGGUUAAACAUUUACUGAGUGGGAUGCUCAGCAGUAUCAGUACUCCAUGUUUCAUCCUGACACUAGGACAUUAUGGACACUUUAUAGAUGUUAACUGUGCUGUAAAUAGGCUCUAAUGCCAUUUACCUGUUUGCAUAACUUUUAGUCACUCCUGCUUGUGUUAAAUACUGUAAGUCUUUGCAUGGUCUGUUAGCUGAAAGGUGUGGAGUAUUUCUACUAAAUUGCUAGUAGAUUUUUCUCCAGUAUGCUUUCUGAGACGGAAUCAAAGCCAUCCUAUAGGUUUAAUUCUUGUGUGCUUCAACUGCAUAAACUACACCAGGGAGCUCAACAGAUGCGUUCUUCCGUAGCUGUUGGAAGGGUGAUUGUUGCAACUGCAUGAUCCGAAGCAUGAUGCUGACUUCAGUAUCAAAAUAUUUGCAAACAAAAGAUCCAGCAUUUGUUCUUAUAGAAUAUAGCUUGAAAAAAAUUCCUUAUGUUAAAAAGGAGCAAUCAAAGAUUUAUUUUAAAUGGGAAAAGGAAAUGUCUUAUCCCCUGAAAUAAAAGUAAUUUUAAGUAGUAUUAGGACUGCUGCUUCAAAAGUGUGUAGAAUGUGCAGAUGAGAUGCACUUUUCAGAAUUGCUGUAGCACUUGUGAAGGUGCCUGAAAGGAAAUGGUCUGUCAUUCCAGAGCUCCUGGUGCUUGUGAACCCAGUUAGCUUGUCUGAGAGAAAAAGAAUCGAAUGUUUGUGACCAACCAGAGAAGUGUGUUAAAAUAUGCAUUAAACUGAGUCAUUUAGAACAAUUAACAAAAGGAGGAUGUAUCAAAGAGUGAAGCCUACUCAAGCUACUAGGGUGAUCUGCUAGUAUGGGGUACCCAUGUACAGCUAGCCAGUGGAACUCUGGAAACAAUUCCAGUGUAUUCCUGGAUGUCUGCUCCUCGCAGUGUGAUGCACUUGCAUAAUCACAGCACUGCUGGAGUGAUCAAUAAUGAAACAGAAGUAGUUGAUUAAAAUAGUUCUGAAAUAACUGAAGGAAAUUAUUUUAAAACAAAAAAAUACUGCAGUUUCAAAAGGAGGCCAAGUACACUUGCCCAUACGCUGACAGCAGGUACACCUUUUGUUAGCAGUACAGUUUGUGGUUGAGCAGGUUCAUGACUGCUCAGGAAGGAGUGGUGUUUGCUGACCAGUGUAAAGGAACCAUCUGGUUGGAAAGCCUGUGAUGUUUGUAGCAGUCUCGAUGCAUUGAGACCCAUUGGUGAAAACCAGUUGCUGUACAAAACGCAAGAUGGCCAACGGACACCAUUAGUUCCUCUUACACCACUUUUAAAACAUGUCAGGGUUUUUUUGCCUGAAACGGAGGCAUUCCUUGAGCUUCGCAGGGAGAGUUGUCAGAAUGCUUUCUAGAGAUUUUUCUUCCAUUUUAAAUUGUCCUAUGCACUUUUUACCCUUAGUAUCCUUUGAAAGUAUCUAUGCCUCUAAAUUGUAUGUGAUAACUGCUCCUGGGGAUUCUUUCCCAGGAAGUGGAUUGCAUGGUGGAGGAAUUUGGUGUCUAUGCAGAAGCUCCUCUGGGUCAGGAGCUGUGCUAGACUGAAGUCAUGCUGUGAAAUUAAAACCCCACCAUUUUCGCAUAAAACGCUUUGGUGACCCACUCUGUAGAGCUAGGAGGUGUUUCCAGGAAGGUUUACUGGGUAGCAGGAUGGUAGACUGGUGAGCGGGGACAGUACUACCUGCUCGAGGCUGUGGAUCUGGUGCUGCCACUGCUGUGCUGCUGGCAGCUGCUUGGGUGUUUCUUGAAGCCCUCCCCUGCUCUGGGGAUUGCGGAAGCAUUUGUGCCUGUUGUAGCUACUGCAGUAAAUAUGGUCCCUGCCUUUGCAAGGCUCGUGUGGCUGUUACAAUGCCCUUACACUGCAGCUCACCCAGUUUUUAUUUGCACUGUGGUGUAAUAAAAUUGGACAAGAUGUGCAGGGACGACAUAGGCAGAAGCUUGCAUUCCUCUGCUAUACCGUCCCUGGGUUGCUGCCUGUUUCCCUUGCUUUUUUCCAGUUAAAUCUUGCUUCAGACACCAGUGUAACCACCAUCAGUAACUUCUUUUUAGUUGUAAAUGCCACUUGCUUUUUCCUAUCUAUUUGGUCAGUCUUAUGGAGUAGUGGAUUUUUAGGCCAUGUCUGUCUGACUGGGCUGCACCUCUCGCAGCUCCAGCCCCGGGAAUACUUUCAGUCUUUUCUUGUGCAUAGAUGUUAUGGUCUGUUUGCCCUAGCUUUUAACUUAGCUCAAUAUUUUUGCACUGGUUUUCUUUUUUUCUUUUUUUUUUUUCCUGUGAGGUGAAUGUAUGUUUUAGCAAGCUAAACAUAACUGAGCCAAAGGGUUGAUGUUGUACUGGGCUUUAAGAUGUUUGUAAGCUAUACACUCCUUUAAACAAAACCAAAGAACCCUUGUUUUAGUGGUCUUUUCCCUCAAUGUAGAUUUGUUGUGUUCAAAUUUAAGAGCAGAGGUUAUGCUGAGACACUUCGUGGUUUUAGGGAGCAUUAGGUUUCUUGAGAGUUUACUGAUGUUCCUGCUAAUCUCCAUUUAAAACACAAAUUCUUAAGCUCAUAGAAGUUUCCAAGCUCAAGGAUGCUCAAGACCUGUCACCACAUUCAGCCUCUCCUAAUUGAUGCUUCUAGCUUGGAGGAGUUACUAGUCUUUUAAAUUCACUUCUAAUAACAACAUAAACCUUAAUGCAUGGAAUAUGAACUGAAAGGGAAAGUUAAUUGCCAUAUCUCAAGCACCUAAUUUUUUGUUUCCUUAAGUGGUCCCCUCAAGUACCCCUUGAGAAAUCGAAACUCUAAUCUAUUUUGCACUUUGCUACUUUUAUAGUCAUUUGCACUUAACUGAGAUCAUUCCCUCAUGUAACCCUGUAAUGAAUCCUUUAAUAUUUCAGUCAUUGUUACGUCACUUCUUUUUUUGCAAGAGGUCCAGGAAUUAUAAAUAAAUUUCUUUAGAAAUAUGUUUAGUCCCUACAGCGGGUUCUUAACAUUGAAAGGAUCAAGAUCUUCUUGCAGUCUCUGUCUGGAUCUCAUGUGGCUGUUGGUGGGCUCAAGGAUGUCCUUGGCACAUCCUUGCUCAUAGGAAGGAAGUUUUUGUGUUUCCUUCGUUGAUGCUACGAAUGGCAUCUUACUCUGCCUCACUUCUAUGUGGACAUGCUUAGCACCAGGAUUUCUGUCUGUGUCAGGUAGUGCUCCUGCAUGGCUCCCACCCGUACCACAGAUUUCACUGGGAGGAUGUGUGGGAAGACUCUCUACCACAUUGUUUGUGGUGUGCAGAUAUAGGUGCACAAAAAGUGAUGCAUGUUCACAAAGGUUAUGGCUCAAAAGUUCCUACUGUGGUUUAGCUUCAGUUUUGCAGAGCUGUUCCUUGGCCUGCACGUGGAACCUUGUGCCACUGCGCAUGGGUGCUACCAGCAGCAGCACUGAGAGCUUGUCUUCUCCCAUGAAUUGAACCAUGGCAGUGCCAGCUGUGCGCCUGUGAUUCCAAGUGGUGUGGCAGGUAUCAUACCUAUGUGGCAGGGUACCCCAAUCUGUGUGAAGUUUUCAGGGAAAGACAUCUGUGUUCUGUUUUAACAGGCAGUACAAUUUAUGACUGUAUGGGAAAUACACAUUAAGAGGUACAAUAUAUUUCUACAGAAUAUAAGAAAUGUGCAAUAAGUAAUAACUUAAACUGAAUGUAUUUUUGGCAUAAAUAGAUUGAAUGUAUUUUGAAUGUAGCUGUUAUAUUUGCGUCUAAAUCUGCUGUGGUUUUCAGUCCCCAAAGAGAAAUGCGUGUUUUGUCAGUCUACAGAUCAGUUUCUCAGUCGUCUGUUUUUUAAAGGAGCAUUAAUAUUUUAUCUGGAAGUAUUGUAAUAUCUUAAAACUUCAUAUAGCAGUACAGUGGUAAAAAUUCAACCUUCAUAUUGUGAAAUAUCUACUCUAGUGUACACUGCAGCAAGUUGUUUUCAAAACUACUGCUAAAGUUAUUGCUUGAUAUUGCAGCUGCCCUGGAUGUAAAUAAUUUGUUUCAAUGUUGUAUUUUGUAUGCAUAUUUUACAUACUGGUAUACUUUGGGAAAG
Molecule: messenger RNA, 7149 nt
Organism: Pezoporus flaviventris
Lineage: Eukaryota; Metazoa; Chordata; Aves; Psittaciformes; Psittacidae
Gene: ACVR1C
Product: activin A receptor type 1C
Exons: 9
Coding region: 59-1546 (495 amino acids)
Biological process (GO): cellular response to growth factor stimulus; protein phosphorylation; activin receptor signaling pathway
Cellular component (GO): plasma membrane; activin receptor complex
Molecular function (GO): activin receptor activity, type I; ATP binding
Source: RefSeq, a predicted model, not a curated record